UUCACAUAGACGUUUCACAGCUCGUUGUUAUUAUUAAUUUUAUGGAUUCCACACAUCGUACUUAAUGAACACUUCACUGAAUUCAGCAGGCGGUAAGCGGCAGCUGCGCUUUCGCGGUGACGUCACCACCGGCAGCCGUGUGGAGGAACUGCAUCAUCACCAGGAGGAGAAUAAGCAAAAGGCCCAGGCGCCGCUCGCCCAGGAUGACGUUGCAGCGACGCCGACUGCGACGCCUGCAGCGGGAGCAGCGCAGCAGCGGCUGCAGAGCGGAACAACAGAGACCUGCACCAACACAUUCUACGACUUCUUCAAGGUGGAAAUGACACGAGGCUAUAUGCUGGAGCACGAUGAGGAGCGUUAUUCGGCGCGCCGCCAGAAGAUCUACAGUUUCAUGCGCAUACCGCGGGAUCUGGAGCGUUUCAUGGUCUACGGUAUCAUGCAGUGUGCCGACUCCUUUCUAUACAUCCAUACCUUUCUGCCCGUCCGUUUCCUGAUGGCCAUUUGGGCUCUGGUUUCUAGGACAGUGGCGAGGAUUUUUCGCCUUCGUAGCAGCGGACAAAGGCUGCUGUCGCCUGCAGAAAUCUGCGAUUUGCUCAAGGGCGUCAUUUGGAUGACAGUGACGCUUAUAAUGCUCCUGGUGGACACAAAUCGAGUGUACCACAUCAUCAAAUCACAGUCGAUCAUUAAGUUGUACAUAUUCUACAACAUGCUGGAGGUGGGCGACCGCCUUUUGUCCGCCUUUGGUCAGGAUACUAUCGAUGCUCUCUUUUGGACGGCCACCGAACCAAAGAAUUCCAAGCGGGAACAUUUCGGUGUUCUUACGCACGUACUCUUCACCCUGAUCUAUGUGUUUUUGCAUAGUGGACUGAUUAUGUUCCAGGCCACCUGUUUAAAUGUGGCAGUCAACUCGAACAAUAAAGGCCUGCUGACCAUCAUGAUAUCGAACAACUUUGUGGAGCUCAAAGGAUCAGUGUUCAAGAAGUUCGACAAAAACAACCUGUUCCAGUUGACCUGCAGCGAUGUGAGAGAGCGCUUCCACUUGUCUGUGCUGCUGUUCAUUGUGGUCAUUCAGACCAUGAAGGAAUUCGACUGGAGUAUCACCCAGUUCUGUGUGAUGUUACCCGACUGCUUUGCUGUGCUGUUUACGGAAAUCCUCAUCGAUUGGGUGAAGCACGCGUUUAUUACGAGAUUCAAUGAGCUGCCGGAAAGCAUCUACCGGGAAUAUACAACCAGUUUGGCUUAUGAUAUGACCCAGACGAGGCAAAAGCACGCUUUCUCGGAUCACUCAGAUUUGGUGGCCCGCCGCAUGGGCUUUAUACCAUUUCCCUUGGCCGUGGUCCUGAUAAAAGCGAUUUAUACGGCAGUUUCAUUUGAGAACUUCGCCGCCUGGAUACUCUUCCUGCUGGCCUAUCUGUUUGCCAUGGGCUUGCGAAUUUGCCUGACCAUCUGUGCACUGGGCAAGGCCUGCAAACUAAUGAAGGAACAUCAGACAGAGCGAAAUAGUUCUACGCCGAGCAGCAUGACCAAUGUGCCCGUUAUAGGUACAGCUGCACCAGUCCCAACGGCUUCGAUUGGCGGACAGAAUCACAAUAAUAAUAACAAUAGCAUUGGCUCGAAGCCAGCACAAGUGACAACACAUUUGACCCCACCCAAUGCCACAAUUAACCUCGAUGUUAGUCACAAUUUCUCGCGUGCCUCCAUCGCAUCCACGUCUACGCCAAAGAAAGCGGUCAGUGAGCAGGAGCUGGACGUUACCAACUCCCUGGAGCUGGGCGCCACAGCUCUCUUCUCGAACAGCGAUGUGGAUUUGGAUGAUGUUUGUCUUAACGAACAAGUGACCAAUACCAAUGCGAGCACCGCCGUCCAGGAGGUUUACCAGGAACAGGAUCUUGUGCGAAGCCAGCCGGAUCUGAUGCUGCUCAAAGAUUCUGCCGGCGGCGGAGAGGCGAGCCUUAAGGCCAAGCAGGCCACCCAACGGCUGCCAAAGCGAACGCACAAGCGAUCUGAAUCGGAGCCGGGCAUUCCCAGCAUGGUGGAGAAGGGAGCGACUUCCGGACUCACCAGCGGCAACCAAACGACACAGCUGUAGCCAUAACUCGAAGCUAAUUUAUUAUUAUAUUUGAUUUUACCUUGUACGUAGUUGCGUUUUUGAUCUUUUAUAAUAAGUGCGGAUGGAUUUAACAUGUAUUUUAGAUUGUAGCUAAAAAUAUGUUCUCUCUAGAAUAUCAAACUGUGCCUCAAAAUCCUGUAGAUGGUGUGCCCAAUCGUAUUUCUGUAAACUUUGUAAAUCAGUUUUCGGCAAGGUCACAUUUAAAACUACCUAAUGGCUGUUAUUAAGCACUUAAAAAAUAAAAUAAACAAGACAGAUUUUGUCCACAAAA
This is a messenger RNA of Drosophila ficusphila, 2381 nucleotides long. Its product is annotated as protein TAPT1 homolog. The record is from RefSeq and is a predicted model, not a curated record. Bases 65 to 2089 code for a protein of 674 amino acids. The transcript is spliced from 3 exons. Gene Ontology annotation, cellular component: endoplasmic reticulum membrane; ciliary basal body. NCBI's taxonomy places the organism in Eukaryota, Metazoa, Arthropoda, Insecta, Diptera, Drosophilidae. Gene Ontology annotation, biological process: maintenance of protein localization in endoplasmic reticulum; positive regulation of cilium assembly.